GGAAGCAAACAUAUAUUAUGUGUUUUUCAUACACAAGCGUAUUAUUGACUGCAUACAUUUUUAUACAUACAACCUAACCUCAACUUUAUUUUAAAUAAAGCUGCUUCCUGAAAAUGUCUAAUAGUUCUGAUGAUUCCUCUUUAUUUAAAUGUUCUUUCGGCCAUGAUAUAGUAAAAGAAGCUUUGAAAUCUAAAUUUAUGAACCCCAAGAAUAAAAUAUCUGAUGAUGCUGUUGAAUUAAUAUCUGAAAUAGCUAAAAUUAUAGUUAUAGAAGCAACACUUAGAGCAGUCGAUCAAGCAAAUUCAGAGAAUAAAAAGAAAGUCAGUUUAGAACAUGUUGAAACUAUUCUUCCACAGAUUAUGUUGGAUUUUCCUUAAAGAAGAAAACCUCGUAACUUAAUAAAUUUUAUUUAAAUACCUAUAUAGACACAUUACAAUUACAUUGUUAUUACUGAUUAUAAAAUGUUCCUUAAAAUAAAUCCAUAUCAUUAGAGCAACUGA
Messenger RNA from Anoplophora glabripennis (Asian longhorned beetle), 500 nucleotides. Its product is annotated as centromere protein X-like. The record is from RefSeq and is a predicted model, not a curated record. Gene Ontology annotation, molecular function: protein heterodimerization activity. NCBI's taxonomy places the organism in Eukaryota, Metazoa, Arthropoda, Insecta, Coleoptera, Cerambycidae. The coding region runs from base 114 to 377 and encodes 87 amino acids. Gene Ontology annotation, cellular component: Fanconi anaemia nuclear complex; FANCM-MHF complex. The transcript has 3 exons. Gene Ontology annotation, biological process: kinetochore assembly; resolution of meiotic recombination intermediates; replication fork processing.